CCAUAAUGCAACAUGCACUUCCUGUCACAACAAAUGCACAUGUACAAGAUUGUGUUGAUUGCUAUGGUUGUGUACAGCAUCCAGUAGGUUACAGUGUCUGAAGAUUACAAUGGAAGAUGUCAAGCGCAGACUUCAGUUCCAGAAUCCAGGCAUUCAAGUUCAGGCUGUUUGGAAGUUGUAUACUUUGCUGAAGAAAAAGUCGGAAGUCAAACCUAUCGAUUCAUCCAUUCCAGAGAUUCCUGAAUUAAAACAGCUGUGGGAGUUGUGUAGCCAUGGUGACCAGGUGACAGCACCAUCAAGCUGUCAAGCUCUGGUGAAGUUGGUGAGCUUGAAUCUAGCAGACUUCACGUUUAUACUGAACGGACUUCUCAACCUGGUUCCUACUGCUAGGAAUCUUCUCGGUAUUGUUUGUGCUGUUAGAGACUUGUUGGUGCUGCAGGCUCGCGGUAUUCUUCAAAACAAGGAUGGCUACACAAGUCCAUUUUCUAUCAGGAAUCCACCACACCCAUUCAUCACUAUACUGAUAAACCGACCAGACAGUUGGCCAGUAUUACAACAACAGGUGCAUCAUGUUUGCUGUCACCAUGACAACAGCAUCCGUGAGAUUUCGCUGGAUUUGCUGUCUGGCUUCAUCAAGUUUGUGUUUCUCGAACCACAGCAGAUGACUUCCUACCAGCUGAUGAGAAAUGGCCUCCAGAGGGCGCUGCUUGAUGCCUGUUAUCAGGUCGCGGUGGAGGAUGCCAUCAGAAUUGUCUCCUUUCUUACAUCUCUCUUACCCGCCUUCCAGCUGGUGAGUGCAGAUCGUGUGUGUACCUGUAGUGAGCUGCUGUCCGAGUUGGUGCAAGUCAUCCUGGUGCGACGCCUGGAGCUGAGUCCUCAAGCAACUCUUCGUCAGCUCGUGUCUGCAGGUUUCUCACUUAUCAGGGCAUCCUGGGCCACCAACCUUGACUCCAGUGGUCUUCAGAGGCGACUGCUACAGCUGGCUCAAGUUUUUCCACAGAGUGUGGACUCGGAAGUGAACUUGGUUACGUUGAGUGAGCUGUUGGUGAUAUUUAAUGGUUAUGAGACUCAACAUCUGCUGGAAAUAGGUCAACAUGUUCUCAAAGUUUUGGACGACUGCUGUUCUCUUGUGGCGGCCAUGAUGACUCUUCCUCUUCUCCAGAUUGUGUCACUUCCACCCUCUCCUGUUGUGUCUCCAAGUCAGCAGAAAUCUCUCUCUGUCCUAGCAGCUGAUCUUCUUUCUUGUGUGCACAAAGCCCUCAAAUCAAGCUCCAGUGAUGACAAGAAGGGUCACAAAGUUUGGCCCAGUGAGAUAGAGAGCAGCCUGACAUCCGAGGGAUACAGCAACCAGACAUGUGUUUCUCUCGCCCACGCUCUUUCAUCCAGCACGUCCACGGCAACAACAUGGCUCGAGAAAGUCCAGCAAAAUGUCUGCCUUCUCAAGUGUGCCCCACACAAUAUCACCAACUUGGCUGCUGCUCUUCUUGUUACCUCCACUUCUAAAGAGCUGACUGAAGUCAGUGUUUUCACCUUGGUUCAGAUUGCCAGAGUUGACCAUUCGCAGGCACCCAGUCUUCUACCUCUGUUGCUUUAUAAGCUGUCAAGAGAAAAUGACCCAAACACAAAGUUGGUGAUCUUGGAAGCUAUACCAUUGUUAGCAGUUGAUAAAAUCUGUGUGCCUCCACUCCUGAAGACCAUACAGCUGAUAGGCCAGCAGUCUCAGCUGAAGGCGCUGUCUAUCCGGCUGCUCACUUCGUUGUGGAAGUUACAGGACCGGGUGUUCCCUCAUCUCCUGAAAGCCUUGACAACCAGCGACUCGGACAAACCAAGCCAAGUGGAUGAAGUAGUGCUGGCCAAGUCUGCCGCUAUCAGAGAUAUCUGUCAACUUAGACCCGCACAGCAUGGCGCCGAUCUUCUGUCCAUAUUGUCGGACAUCUUGAAUAAACAUGGUGGCGAGUCGGGCGCCGCAGCUUGUGGUCUAGCUCUGGAGGCUCUUGUCAGUCUGUGUCAGUCAGAGGUGAUAGAUGUGCGUUCUGCUUGGUCUGCGCUGUCAGCAAAACUCCUCCAUGACAGCAGACCUACAGUUGUUGACAAAAUCUGCAGUUUGUUUGCACUUGUCCCAUCGGUGGCUGUUCAGACCCCAGAGUUUGAGGUGUUCCAGACUGAAGUAGUGAUGAACCUCUGGUUGUACUGUCACAGUCACUGUGACGAGAUUCGCGGUUCAGCAUACCAGGCACUGGCUGCGUUCACACCAAACCACUUCAGAGUGAGCUUCUUGCCCAGACAGGUAACAGAAGACUUUCACCAGCAGGCGGCGGCCAUGAUUGAGGAGCAGGAGAAACCCGAGCUGACAGUGGAUGACAUUCUACCCUUUGUACCCGGCUGCUGCUACACACGUCUCUUGGACUCACUCAGUACAGAGGUCCUCAAAGACUAUGAAGUGUUCUUAUCAUCUAUGGUGGCCUCAGAAGUUCAAGGUCUGCCACGUGGUAUCUACUACACAUCGCUACGACGACAGGGUGCAGCGACUAAUCAUGGAAAGGCCAUCGACAGUAUUCCAGCAUUUAUUCUUUCCAAGUACGAGAAGUGUAAUCAGCCAGGAUUGACCCCAGCACUUACAGCCGGCUUGCUGUUCUGCCACGACCCUGUGGUAGUAGUGGGUCGAGACGGCCGCCCGCGCCGACACUACAUCGUGACACACGGCAAGACGUACCGCCAGAUGUUGUCCACGCUGCUGCACGAGGUCCCCAUCCAGCCGUCCGAGUGGCACCGCACAAUGCUCACACCGCAGGCAUGGACGUCACUCAUCGACAGAGUCUACAUCGCAAUCAUCGAGAGCAGGAAGGCGGAGCUGGAGGUACAGAUAAGAAAUGGAGACAUCGACACCAAGGAGGCCAAACAUCUCCAAGACUCUUUGUGGCUUGAAGUUCGAGACUUGUUAGCAGACAUGAUCAAGGAAACUUCCAGGGGCAAUCCCACAAUGCAAGGCAAUUCGGUGCUUGCUCUCGCCGGAUUGGCUGUCUCUGUGUCUCGUUUUGCAUCCAGUCUUGACAAGAAGAGUUUACAGGAUGAAGGCGUGGCUACACAGCAUAUUGGACACUCUCAUUGGUUGACUGUUGUCAUGGAUACCAUUAUGCAUGUCAUGGAUGUUACAUUCAAGCCCAAGGAGAAAUUAUUGGGUCUCUGUCAGCAGAGAAGUGCGACUGAUCGUAUCCAGGCGAGCCUCCUCGCGAGAUCCUCUGCCUGUCUCGCUCUAGCUGAGCUGAUUCCCAUCCUCAUCACCAUGGAUACAGAGAGGAUUUAUAAAAUCCUCAUCAUGAUCACACAAGGCCUUCCAGGGAAAGCAGCGAAGGACUCCUCUCCAGUGUUCCAGUUUUACUCGGGUCUUGCUCUCGGCAUGUUUCUUGGGAGACUCUUUGAAGAACACUUUUCAAAUCUGGGAGGAACAAAAGGCAUGGUUGAAGUGUGGAAAAGUCUUGAGAUUCUGGAGGACUGUUGCUUAGCAACAGAUCUAGAGAACCGGUCUGGCAGUCUGCUAGGUCUUGGACUGGCAAUCAGUGGUUUAUGUGAAGAAGGCAAGACCGAUUCCCGAGUGCAUGUUGCCAGCAUUCAGGAGAAACUCAUGGGAUUGUUGGAUCACACUGAUGUCAAACAGUCAGAGUUUGAGGCAAUAUGUGUAAGCUUAGCAUGUAUAUCUGGCCGAGCGUUUGGUUCCAACAACUUGACAAUAGAGAGGGUGAACGCCACAGUUGAUAGUCUACACAGACUGCAUCUUGAACAUCCACAGGUCACUGGACUGAGUUUGGCUCUUGGAAUGUUGUGUUACAGUCUGGGCCGAGCAAGCCAUCCUACCAUUGGUCAGAAGAGUAACAAGCUGAUGACUGAUUGGAUGAAUGUAUUGUCAUCAGAGAACACACCACUGGAAAAGGUUGCAGCUCUGAAUGGCUUGAUGGCUUUGGUUGGCUCAGAAAGAACACUUGUUUCGGUUCAGAGCAGCAGUUCGGCUGUAGUUGGUGCUGAUGUCAAUAUCAGCAAAGUCAUCAAGAUGGCAUCUCAGGUCAUCUCCAUGGAUACCGAUCUCGGCAUUCAGUGUAAUGCGGCAUGGAUGCUGGGUCACCUCUACCUGUCGGCAUGUUCUGUGUCUGAGACGCGGGCCAGUGCACCUCCAAGUUAUGCCUACCUUCCAGAAAGUAGUAUCCUCAGAUCAGUUGUGGAGCUUUUGCUAGAAGCAGGAAAACGAGGUCCCGAGUUUGUGCCAAAAGAACAUGUGAAGGUCGUCUUGACAGCUUUGUUGGAGGAGGUCAAACAAGUGAUGCCACCACUAAACUGGGCUGGAGUGCUCUCCCCUUUUAUGAGACUUGACUUUGGUGUUGACGUGCAGUGUCUUUCUCUACGACUGGCCGUGGUUCAGAGUUCAUCGUCCGUCACGGCGGCCAUGUUUCUGUCAACAUGGCUCACAGCUCCUCUCAUCAACACACUGGAAUCUGACUGCUUGGUAGUUUUAUACAACUCCCUUCCACAUCUUAUCAAGUGUCUGUCGCCAGAGAUUCUAAAUUCCUUCAUUGAACACGGCAGCACUGAGGCAUUUUCUUCACCAAAUGUCCCACAAUGCACUGCUCUGCUGGAGGGUGUGAAGCAGGGGCUGAUGGUGAAGGACCCCCCGGAGUCUGUCACUGCCAUCAUGUACCAGGCCGUGGGCUUCAUCUACAAACUGAUGCCAGCAAACAUGCAGCUGGAUCUGUACCGUCUAAUGGCCGAGUGUCUGUGUAACCUGCCAGACGAGACAUUUGAUAGGAUCACCGAGAAUGAUUUCAACCAAUCAGACACACAGCUGAAGGGCGUCUUUGUGCGGUGCUAUGCUGUGGCCAAUGGGAGACAACCCUGUGCACUUCUCAACCUGGCAAUAGACUCCAUGUGGAGGAGUCGGUGUUGCAAUGACCCCGUGAUACAAGGCCUGUUGGCUCACUGUUUCUAUCAGAGUAUGUUUGUGAAGGUUGACUGUACUGGAACCCUGCCACGCCUUCAGUGGUUGCUAGAGCUGAUGGGUCACGUGAAGAACAUAGCAACAGGAACUGUAACUCUGUCUGAACAGGCUCAACCACUUAAUCAGGUGAUAGAGAGUGCUGUGGACAUCGUAGCGUGUGCUGUCGGUCUAUGGACGACGUCAUCAGCCGCCAACUCACUGGGGCUGCAGCCACUACUGCUAUCUGUGGACAUCACUGACAGCGACACAUCUUCUAAACGUGACGUCACUCAGGAUACACAAGUAGAACUGAUAACUGACAGCGAUACAUCGUCUAAACGUGAUGUAACUCGGGAUACACAAGUAGAACUGAUCACCAGCAGUCUCAGCUCUCUUCUGUGGUGUAUUGAGAAUAUGGAGAAAGAACCCUGGGAUCAAAUUUCACCAAAGGUGAUUGACUUCCUCAGCACACUGACAUCACUGGAACACACGGCUCUGUCAGAAUCAUGCAAAACUAAACUUACAUCUGUACUGCUGAUGAUGCGUCACAGUAAAUCAUUCAGGAAACCAGCCGUGUGGACUCGGGUGUACUCCACCAUGGGAGACAACUCUGCACAUUCACAUUGAGAACAAGACCAACUGCUUCAGUGUUAAGCAAAAUAUUAGUUUUAAUUUAAAACAAAAUCAGAACAUAUUCUAUUAAUGAAAAGAAUUUAUUUGACAAUGUGGAAAACCAGGAUGGAUUUCAAGAAUUAAAAAAAAAAAAAUUCAAUUGAAAUGAUUUAUACCACAAAGUGAAAAUGAGGACAGAUUUCAGGAAAUUAAUUGAAAUAAUUUAUGGAACAAGGAUGAAUUUUAAUUUUCUUUGUGGUUGAAUAUCAGAAAUGACAGGUGCAGAGCAAGCUAUAUAAGCCAUUUCAUAUUAAUUCUGCUACGUUUUCUGUAAACCUGGACACCGUAAUAAACUGUUGUACUUUUAAGCAAUCCCCAUUCUAGUUAGCUGUAAGGUACAAGGAAAAGAAGCCUUGUUCUUAAAUGUUUUAUGGGCCUACAUUUUGGUCUUUCUCAUGGUCCAUACAGAAAUUUCAAACCUAAAUUUAGGGGCUUUUUAGCGUCAAUGUAAGUAAAAUUAGGGACUAAAACUUUGCCGUUUGCCAUUUGUAAUGACCUUCGAACUCGACAAAAUAAUGGGAGUGUUCGAGCGGGCCAUCGGAAUCGACAGAGAACUGUCCUACACAUUUUCAUAAACAUAAAUACGUAGAACACACAUAGGCAUUAAAUUCUGAUUCAGUUCAGAUAAUUUUAGAAUAUUCUGUUUUAUUUAGUUUGCACUUAGAUUAAGACUCAAGAUUGGUUAGUAUUUUAGAAACAUGUUUCAUUUUAGAAUGACAGAGAUCAACAAAUGAAAGUAAAUAUCGAUGUGUUUUUGGCAAUUUAUUUAAUGUUUUAGGGCUUAUAUAGCCCAAUUUAGGGUCUUUUGUGAACUUGCCCACAAAAUAUAAGAAGCUUUUAGGGCAACCCUUCAAAUUUUGGGCCUCUUCAAAAAUGUGCGAACCUUGUUUCUUUUCUUUAUUAAAUGAAGAAUUAAAAUGGGUUGUGAGAAAUUUUUAUUACAAAUAACUAUUAAAACAUAGUAUUAAAUAAAACAAUAGGAUAUA
Molecule: messenger RNA, 6621 nt
Organism: Gigantopelta aegis
Lineage: Eukaryota; Metazoa; Mollusca; Gastropoda; Neomphalida; Peltospiridae
Product: focadhesin-like
Exons: 38
Coding region: 110-5590 (1826 amino acids)
Biological process (GO): regulation of post-transcriptional gene silencing
Source: RefSeq, a predicted model, not a curated record